Messenger RNA from Ceratotherium simum simum (southern white rhinoceros), 2603 nucleotides. The record is from RefSeq and is a predicted model, not a curated record. Lineage: Eukaryota; Metazoa; Chordata; Mammalia; Perissodactyla; Rhinocerotidae.
AGCCAGAGCCUGGCGUGGGAGAGCUAAUGGGAAACAGCUUGUUGGAGGGAGGUGGACAGAAUUCGGGAAUGGCUAGGGCUGGGCUGCUGAAAAGGGGGAUGGGAGAGGCAGGCUGAUUGAGACCAGCUGCUGCUCUUCUGUCUUGGAGAUCUUUGGACUCUGCCCGGGGCGGGCUUACACCCUAUUCUGGGUGACUGGGAGCCAGCAGAGGCUGCCUGGGGCAUCUCAGGCUUCUCCACCACCCUGACUCGCGGAGCCCUCAGAAACAAAAGACCAGAGGGGACUCUCCACCCACCAGCCAGACGCCUCCUCCCCAUCGCCAGCCCCCACCCCCUGGCUGCUCCUGCCCCGGAAAGGCCUGGAAGAAGAGGCCAGGGAAACAGCCCUGCCUACUCUCCCCCAUCCCUCCAUCCACCCAAGCACCGGCAUCUGGAGAUCCCAUGGCCUGGGCUCGCUGGGGCUGCUGCCCCUGGCUUGUCCUCCUCUGUGCUUGUGCCUGGGGCCACCCAAAGUCAGUGGACUUGCAAGGAGAGGAUGUGAGAAACUGUUCAACCAGCCCUCCGUACCUCCCAGUUACUGCAGUCAAUACCACAGCGCAGCUCGUGGCCCUCCGCCAGCAGAUGCACACCCUGAAUCUCUCUGCGUACAUUGUCCCCGACACGGAUGCCCACAUGAGCGAGUACAUUGGUGAACACGAUGAGAGGCGUGCGUGGAUUACAGGCUUUACGGGGUCCGCAGGAAUCGCAGUGGUGACCACGGGGAAAGCAGCUCUCUGGACUGACAGUCGCUACUGGACCCAGGCCGAGCGGCAGAUGGACUGCAACUGGGAGCUCCACAGGGAAGGUAACAUUGUCACCUGGCUUCUCGAUGAGGUUCCUGCUGGAGGGCUUGUGGGCUUCGACCCCUUCCUCUUCUCCAUUGACUCCUGGGAGAGUUAUGACACGGCCCUCCAAGGCUCUGACAGACAGCUGGUGUCCAUCGAAGCCAACCUCGUGGACCUGGUGUGGGGGUCAGAGAGGCCUCCGGUUCCAAACGAGCCCAUUUAUGCCCUGCAGGAGGCGUUCAUAGGGAGCACCUGGCAGGAGAAAGUAGCUGACAUCCGCAGCCAAAUGCAGGAGCAUCGCGAGGCCCCAACUGCCGUCCUCCUGUCAGCGCUUGAUGAGACGGCCUGGCUCUUCAACCUGCGCAGCAGUGACAUCCCUUAUAACCCCUUCUUCUAUUCCUACACGUUGUUCACGGACUCCUCCAUCAGGUUAUUUGUAAACAAGAGUCGCUUUAGCUCCGAGACCCUGCAGUACCUGAACUCUAGCUGCACGGGCUCUAUGUGUGUGCAACUCGAAGACUACAGCCAAGUCCAGGACAGCGUCAAGGCCUAUGCCUCAGGAGACGUGAGGAUCUGGAUCGGGACCAGCUAUACUACAUAUGGGAUCUAUGAAUUGAUACCCAAGGAGAAACUCAUAGAAGACACCUACUCCCCAGUGAUGGUGACCAAGGCGGUGAAAAACAGCAAGGAGCAGGCCCUCCUCAAGGCCAGCCACGUGCGGGACGCCGUGGCCGUGAUCCGCUACUUGGUCUGGCUGGAGAAGAACGUGCCCAAAGGCACGGUGGACGAGUUCUCGGGGGCAGAACAGCUGAACAAGCUCCGAGGAGAAGAAGAGUUCUUCUCCGGACCCAGUUUCGAAACCAUCUCUGCUAGUGGCCUGAAUGCUGCCCUGGCCCACUACAGCCCGACCGAGGAGCUGCACCGCAAGCUGUCCUCAGAUGAGAUGUACCUCGUGGAUUCUGGGGGGCAAUACUGGGAUGGAACGACAGACAUUACCAGAACAGUCCACUGGGGCACCCCCUCUGCUUUCCAAAAGGAGGCGUAUACCCGCGUGUUGAUAGGCAAUAUCGAUCUGUCCAGACUCGUCUUUCCUGCUGCUACAUCAGGGCGAAUGGUGGAAGCCUUUGCCCGCAAAGCCUUGUGGGAUGUUGGGCUCAAUUAUUAUCACGGGACAGGCCAUGGCAUUGGCAACUUCCUCUGUGUGCAUGAGUGGCCAGUGGGAUUCCAGUCCAGCAACAUUGCCAUGGCCAAGGGCAUGUUCACUUCCAUCGAGCCUGGUUACUAUCAGGAUGGAGAAUUUGGGAUCCGUAUUGAAGAUAUAGCCCUUGUGGUAGAAGCAGAGACCAAGUACCCAGGGACCUACCUGACCUUUGAAGUGGUGUCCUUUGUGCCCUAUGACCGGAACCUCAUCGAUGUCAGCCUGCUAUCCCCUGAGCAGCUCCAGUACGUGAACCGCUACUACCAGACCAUCCGCGAGAAGGUGGGACCCGAGCUGCAGCGGCGCCAGCUGCUGGAGGAGUUUGCAUGGCUACAACAGCACACAGAGCCCCUAUCUGCAAGGGCCCCGCACAGCGCUUCCUCGGUCUCUCUGUCGGCAGUCUCCGCUCUUGCCAUCCUCAGCUGGAGUGUCUAGAGGCUCGGGGAUCCCCUGCUGACCCUCUUGCUCAGCUCCCCUCACCCUGCACCACCCAUGCCCCAAGAGCCCCAAGAGCCCACUGCCUGGAAACUAUUGCCCUCAGCCUCCUUCUCCAGGACCAAGCCCUGGGGAUGCAGGGCUCCU